Messenger RNA from Vicia faba (fava bean), 1572 nucleotides. Lineage: Eukaryota; Viridiplantae; Streptophyta; Magnoliopsida; Fabales; Fabaceae. The record is from the annotation of a GenBank genome assembly.
AUGACACUCUCGCGAUUAUUCAGAAAAUUCCCCAAUUUUGUCCAAGUCUCAAAAUCUUGUUACCCAAUUUCUUCAACACUCUCAGCAAGUUCAAAUUUUGAUCACCAUCAUCCAAACCCCACCAUCCAAUCCAUCCAAAACCCAUCCGCCUCUCUCAAAUUCAACAUUUUUUCACUUCACACAUCCCGUCUCAAAAAACCCACCACCCCCAACCCAGACGCCGAAACAAUCUGCAAAAUCCUCUCCACCGCACCAGAUUCACCCCUCGACGUCUCCCUCCGCAACUUCCCGGUGGAGGUAUCGCCGGAGCUCGUUGCUGAUGUCUUAAACAAGCUCAGCAAUGCUGGUAUCCUCGCACUUUCGUUCUUCCGUUGGGCCGAGAAACAAAAAGGAUUCAAACACAGUACAGAGAGCUUCCAUGCUUUGAUUGAAGCAUUGGGUAAGAUCAAACAGUUUAAGAUGAUUUGGAAUUUGGUAGAUGACAUGAAACAACUAAAGUUGCUGAAUGGUGACACUUUUGCUCUAAUCGCUCGUAGAUAUGUUAGAGCUAGGAUCGUUAAUGAAGCAUUGAAGACGUUUGAGAGAAUGGAAAGAUACGGAUUGAAGCCCAAGAUAUCGGAUUUCAAUAAGUUAAUUGAUGUUUUGUGUAAGUCCAAGUUUCAUGUUGAGAAAGCACAGGAACUGUUUGAUAAAAUGCGGCAAUGGGAUUUGGAGCCUGAUUUGAAGACUUAUACUAUUUUGUUGGAAGGUUGGAGUCAGCAACAGAAUUUGUUGAAGGUUAAUGAGGUUUGUAGAGAGAUGAAAGAUGAGGGUUUUGAGCCUGAUGUUGUUACUUAUGGUAUAAUCAUCAAUGCUUAUUGUAAGGGUAAGAGAUAUGAUGAGGCUGUUGGUUUUUAUCAUGAGAUGCAAUUGAAGAAUGUGAGUCCUAGUCCUCAUAUUUAUUGUACUUUGAUUAUUGGUCUUGGUAAUGGUAAUAGAUUGGAUGAAGCUCUUGAGUUUUUUGAAAAAUCUAAGGCUAGUGGGUUUCCACCAGAGACGCCGACUUAUAAUGCUGUUGUUGGAGCGUACUGCUGGGCAAUGCGGAUGGAUGAUGCUUACAGGAUUGUUGGUGAAAUGAAAGAGCUUGGGAUCGGUCCGAAUUCUCGAACGUAUGAUAUAAUACUUGUUCAUUUGAUAAAGGGUGGAAGAACAAAAGAAGCUUACUCGGUUUUCAAGAGAAUGAGUAGUGAGAUGGGCUGCGAGCCGAGUGCUAACACGUACGCGAUCAUGGUGAGAAUGUUUUGUAAUGAAAACCAAUUGGAUAUGGCGAUGGUGGUUUGGGAUGGGAUGAAGGACAAGGGAAUGCUUCCCGGAAUACACAUGUUCUCGACGUUGAUCAUUACGUUGUGUCGUGAAAAUAAGUUGGAUGAAGCGUGUAAGUACUUUCAACAAAUGUUGGAUGUUGGGAUUCGGCCUACUGCGAAUAUGUUCAGUGCCUUUAAGAGUGCUCUAAUGGAUGCGGGAAUGGAGAAUACUGUGAAACAUUUUGCUCUGAAAGUUGAUAAACUGAGGAAUACUCCAUUAAUUGCUUAA